GGGGAUGGAGUUUUUUUUUUCCAGAGGUGAGCAUUUUUUUUCCUCAGAAGGCACCAGAGCACAAAUGACUUUGCUCUACAUGUUGCUGCAGCGAUGGAGCAUUUCUGUGGUCUGGUGUUGUCCUCUGAACAGCAACAAGUGAUGCAUUUGGUGGUCUCCUGAAAUCAAAUUAAAAAAAAGAGGACGCGGAUGCCGCACCAGUGCCACCAGCACUGUGGGGAUGGAUACCGGCUAUUUCCUGGUGAGGACUUAUUUUUUCCUGCUGUUCCUCCAUGGAUUCACCUACUCCUUCUCCUCCGUUCCUGCCGUGGGAGUUUGCCCCAGCCGCUGUGACUGCCAGCAUCCCCAGCAUCUCAUGUGCGCCAACCGAGGUUUGCCCACUGUGCCACCUCACAGCAGCAAGCAGGAUGAAGUGCUGGUCUUCAGCCUCGGAGGGAACUUCAUUGCAAACAUCUCUGCCCUCGACCUUGCAAGGUACACCGCCUUAGUGAGGUUGGAUUUACAGUUCAAUCGAAUCCAAAACAUCCACCGUGAAGCGUUUGAGAGACUGUCCAGUUUGGAAGAGCUCUACUUGGGACAUAACCGCUUAUCUCACGUUGAAGCUGGGACUUUGAAACCGCUGAAGAAGCUUACAGUCCUCUAUGUCAACAACAACGACAUCCUGCACGUACAUCAGCAACUUUUUACCAGCUUGGACCAUCUUGUUAAACUGCGCCUCGAUGGAAAUCGAAUAGAAAGUUUGCAGGAUUCCGUUUUUAAGGACUUGACCAAUCUACGUUAUCUCCACCUGGAGUCAAAUCAUCUGCAGCACAUUCACAAAAAUGCCUUUUCUGAACUCGCCCACCUGCGCUUUCUCAACUUGUCUCACAAUAAGCUGUCCACCCUGCGUGGUGCCCUCACUUUUUCCCAUCUCCAAGCCCUGACAACUUUACUCCUCUCUGGAAAUGCCAUUCGGCAUGUUGGGAAUAAAAUGUUCCAAAAUCUACAAAGACUCUCCAAACUCUCUCUCAGUAACAACAGGAUUCCUCAUCUGGGCAGAAGGACUCUGCUUGGCCUAUCAAGCCUCAAAGAGCUCUUCAUGGAUGGUAAUGAGCUGGAGGAGAUCCCAGCUGAACUUCUAGAUCCCCUGAAACUCAUCGAGCAUUUGGACAUCAGUCGCAACCGCAUUUCUAAUGUUGACUCUUUGGCUUUCAUGCACCUCAAACAUCUACAGGUGCUGAAGCUAAAGGACAACAUCCUAACCAGCCUUUCUGGGGAUGCUUUCAGACUAAACCCCUUCCUUCAUGAUGUAGAUCUCCAUGGCAACAACUGGACCUGUGAUUGUCGCAUGCAGGCACUGAAAAGUUGGAUGUCUGCUGUGCAUUCUCAAGGGAAAUUGUUGGAUGUGCUUGUGCAAUGCCACCACCCAGUAUCUCUAAGGGGGACAUACCUGGACAAUGUGAACAGUUCCCAGCUGGAGGCCAUUGGUAAUUGGACUCAUUUGUGCAGGGGCCUAGGUGAACCUAAGGAGAGCCAGGGAGGGAAGCUGUGGAUCAAGAUAAUGCAGGAUGAGACCGGAAGGAAAAGGGAAGAACAAGUGCAAGGAGAUCAAGAAGGCAAAGAACCAGAGUUGUCUCCUUCUAUCGAACAUAAGGAGUCCCUCAGAACCAAGUCACGGAAACGUGCCAAAAUGGGUCUAAAAUCUAAACCACAAUCACAGCAGGGCUUUCCCACACCAAGUCAUGCUGGCAACCAGAGGAGAACCCCCACUCCUUCAGUCCCAUCAAGAGAACGCUUUGAUCUUCUGAGGAUGUAUCACAAGUGGGGUCCUUCUGUCGUCACAGAUCCAUGUGUCUUCAACCACAUCGUCAUCACGAAUGUAACCGUAGACCAGAUAACGAGCAGCACCGUUGUAGUCUACUGGACAACCCGGGAAAAUCUAGGUCUAGAUGAAGUCCAGUAUCGGAUUUUGUUUGACAGAUUCGGAAGACCAGACCGCUUCCCGCGUUAUGUUUACGCCCCUGCCUCAUCCCGCUCUGUGACCCUGCAGGAGCUCAGCCCGGAUGUCACCUACAUGGUAUGUGUGGAAGGCGUGGUCGCUGGUUCCGUGUGUCAAGUGGCACCCCGGGACCACUGCUCAGGUCUGGUCACGCUUCCCGAGAAGCACGCCUCCGCAACUUCUGCCCUACAACUGUUGACGGUUCUUACUGUGGCCGGGAACGCCGUGCUGCUGCUGGUAAUCGGAGGAGUGUGGCUGGGGCGGAGCCUGAAGAAGAAGUUGCAGAGGAGGAAGUCGGCGGUUCACGUGCGCCACAUGUACUCCACCAGGAGACCGUUUCGACCCAACGCGGCGAGCGCGUCCGUGUCUGCUGACUUUACCAGCUACCAAAGUAGCCGCCUGGCCCGUCUUAUACAACCAGAACUGGGAGAUCUCAUCGAGUUCCCUUGUGACCGCUUUCAGGAUACUGGUUCCUCUCGCAGAGACAAUGACUAACCCAGAUUCCCUGACUAGCUUCCUUCAUGGGACUUCACAUUGAAGCAACCAUUUUUUGUUACAUUAUAUCUUCAGGAAUAAUAUAGACCUGAAACUUGGACAUACCUUAUGGAGUUGUACUACAACUGUAGAAUUAUGCUGUAUUUCACAAGAGUGAGUACACACCUUUCAGUUCAUGAACCAGUCAGUAUAUUAUAUCUUAAGGGAUGGUGCUAUAGAAAUGAAACUUGCAUAUGACUUAGAGUAGUCAGUGCACAGCUUGUAUAGAUUUACUAUCCACUAACAAUGACUCCAGACAGAGUUACUGUCUAAAUAAUGUCAUGGGCUGACACCGGAGAGUUUUGAGGGAAUCUCCUACUGUAAUAUUGUGAAGCACAGCAUGAUCCCCUUCCUUGGCAAAAACCAAAACCAAAACCAAAAACCCCUCUAAGUUGCCUUGCACUC
Messenger RNA from Nerophis lumbriciformis (worm pipefish), 2917 nucleotides. It is a transcript of the gene tril, whose product is annotated as TLR4 interactor with leucine-rich repeats. Lineage: Eukaryota; Metazoa; Chordata; Actinopteri; Syngnathiformes; Syngnathidae. The record is from RefSeq and is a predicted model, not a curated record. Gene Ontology annotation, molecular function: protein binding.